GGUCUCCACAUCUCCAGACAGUCCGACCGACACACCGAAUCCGACUUUACGCACAGGAGAGGGCGGCCCCGGCAGCGCGUACUCGUCUUCUAAAGGCUGAAAGUAACACUGACAGUCCCACUUUAAUGGGUGACGCGCUAAAAAGACUUUUGGAAAAGCUAAAGGGAAACUUACCAUCGUCUUUUAGUCCGGACGUUGUGCAGUUUUCUCGUUUGAGUAAAAGACUGAUUUCCUAACUCGGCGCGCAACUGUUCGAAAAGUAUCGAGGGAAUCACUUGUACGUGGUCUGCGUUAUUAUUGCGGUUCUGUGCGUAAAUGAUGUUUAUGAGAAAUUAAAUUAGUGAAGUUAAAUCAGAGCACGCACCGGCUAUGCAACCCGGCCGUUUGGAGACAGUCUGAAUCGUUUGAAUCAGGCUUCAUAUUCAGAGCAUGGUCUGAUAACUGGAAGACAGAGAGAGGCAGAAAGUAAGAAAUAAAGAGCUAAAAAGACAUUUUGGACACUUUGAGGCGUGUUUGAGGGAACGUCUGCCUCUCAGGUCCAGGUGUCCCGCCGAGCGGUGCGGAGUCUCCAGCUCAGGCCGGCGGCGCUGACAUGCUGCCCAAAGUCGACACUGAAUCCCUGGGACUCUCUCGAUCGUAUGGGGAACAGGGGCACAUGCCAAGGAACAUGCAAGCACACCAGUUAAAAAUGAUGGACUACUCAUAUGACGAAGACCUUGACGAGAUGUGUCCCGUGUGCGGAGACAAGGUUUCAGGGUAUCACUACGGACUCCUGACCUGCGAGAGCUGCAAGGGCUUCUUCAAGCGCACCGUCCAGAACAACAAACGCUACACAUGUAUAGAGAACCAGAGCUGCCAGAUUGACAAGACCCAGAGGAAGCGCUGCCCAUACUGCCGCUUCCAAAAGUGCCUCACCGUCGGCAUGAAGCUAGAAGCUGUGCGGGCGGACCGAAUGCGUGGCGGUCGCAACAAGUUCGGCCCAAUGUACAAACGUGACCGGGCCCUCAAGCAGCAAAAGAAGGCGCUGAUCCGAGCCAACGGCCUGAAGAUUGAGGCCAUGACUCAGGUGAUGCAAGCUGUGCCCACUGACCUCACCAUCACCUCAGCCAUCCAGAACAUCCACUCGGCCGCAUCCAAGGGCCUUCCACUGAGCCACCACCCCGGCCACCACACUGGUCACCACCACCACCACCACCAUCAUCAUGCCACCGCCCUGCCCCCCACAGACUACGACCGCAGCCCAUUUGUCACUUCGCCGGUCAGCAUGGCAAUGCCACCACACGCCGGCAGCCUGCAGGGCUACCAGGCGGCCUACGGACACUUCCAGGGCACGCGCACCAUCAAGUCCGAGUACCCUGACCCGUACACCAGCUCACCGGAGUCCAUCAUGGGCUACGCCUACGUCGAUGCCUAUCAGUCAGGCUCGCCGCCCAGCUUCCCUCACCUGAUCGUAGAGCUGCUUAAGUGUGAGCCAGAUGAGCCGCAGGUUCAGGCCAAGAUCCUGGCCUACCUGCAGCAGGAGCAGGCCAGCCGAGGCAAACACGAGAAGCUCAACACCUUCGGCCUCAUGUGCAAGAUGGCCGACCAAACACUCUUCUCCAUUGUGGAGUGGGCACGCAGCAGCAUCUUCUUCCGUGAACUCAAGGUGGACGACCAGAUGAAGCUGCUGCAGAACUGCUGGAGUGAACUCCUCAUCCUCGACCACGUCUUCCGGCAGGUGGUGCAUGCCAAGGAGGGCUCUAUCCUAUUGGUCACUGGCCAGCAGGUGGACUAUGCAGUGAUUGCUUCACAGGCGGGAGCCACCCUCAACAACCUGUUGAGCCACGCCCAGGAGCUGGUGGCCAAGCUACGCUCCCUGCAGCUGGACCAACGGGAGUUCGUCUGCCUCAAGUUCCUGGUCCUAUUCAGCCUGGAUGUGAAGAACCUGGAGAACUUCCACCUGGUAGAAAGCGUCCAGGAGCAGGUCAACGCAGCGCUGCUGGACUACGUCAUGUGUAACUACCCGCAGCAAACAGACAAGUUUGGCCAGCUGCUCCUCCGGCUGCCGGAGAUCCGAGCCAUCAGCCUGCAGGCCGAAGAAUACCUUUACUACAAACACCUGAAUGGUGACGUGCCCUGCAACAACCUGCUCAUUGAAAUGCUACACGCCAAGAGAGCUUAGGAGUCAACUUCGCUACCCAUAAUGCAGCUGUGCAGACAUCCUGAGUGUUUUGCUGCAGCCAAAAAACUCCAAAUAAUGCUUUCACCAAACUGAAGCUCCAGCUCAGACUUGACUGUGUAAUGUGCACACACAAAUAACAAAUGGAUCCCUUUAUUCUAAAAAAAAAAAAAAAAAGAGUCUGAAAUAAGAGCUGCUUCUCCUCAAACACACAAAGACAAUACUGAAAAGGGAAAUGACACUUGAAACAAACACUGCAUUUGACACUUCGAGAUGGGAUGUAAUCAUCUGCACUAGCACAGACUAUCAAGACUGGCAGGCUGCAACUUAAAGCAUUAACAACCCUCGAAUGUUUUAGCGCUGGUGACACUGUGAGAGGCUUUUUGUGCUGAGAAAGGAAGCUGAGCAACACAGCCCAUCUUUCAGACAGCUUUGUGACGAGAGCUGUGGCUUAUUUCGGUCAACAAGUGUGCUCUCUCACUGAAACUGGCUUUUAGCCGUUGUUGGUACUGUAAAGACAAACGGACAAGCAGUCGACCAGGCCAGAGACUCUUACCUACUGUCACAUCUGUUCUUUGAACUCACAUAAGAUGUCUGCCACGGCAGCUUUACCUGACUGAAAAGGGAGAACUAACGGUAAAAAAAUAAAGGUCUAAAAAAGGAACAUUCUUCAAUGAACAAAAUGAUAAAUAGGCCAAUAAGAAGAAAAAUAUGUUCCUUUUCUCUUGUAAUGGAAUUCAUUUGCUCCUCAUGGUCACCUUGUGGUUCCCCUUUCUUAUUCCACCUCCCCGAAUCAUCUUAAACUAUGUACCUCAGAAAGACCAGUGUUAAAUAAAUUCAAUUAAUUAUGUCAGCUGAAACAAUUGUAUUUAUAGCCCUUUUUUCCUGCAAAAAAAAAACACCCUUCCUUUUUAUUAUUUCAUUACAACUGGAACAAAACAAAGUGUGAUUCUGGAGAUGGAGAAGGAUCGACCCUGCCUUUGUCCGGAAAGACCAAAGCCUGCUGCAGAACAGAAGAAGGAAAUUACAAAAACCUUAAUAAUCAGUAUUAUAAGAGAAAAAAAAAAGAUUUGUGAUGUCACAGUUAUGAGUCUUGCCUUAUUUCAUUACCAUGCUAGCUAACCGUGCAGAUGUGAAUGGAAAUAUGUACAAAUAUAUAUAUAAAGUAUUAAUGUUGUAAAAAUUUUAAAAAGAAUAAUUCAACAGGUGUUUACAUUCAUGUGGUCAUAUGGGAGAGAACUGUGAUGAAGCAUAAAUUGCAAAGCAAUGAUUUCCUAAAAAACGAAAUCAACGAAAUGGAGAAAAAAAAGGUUCCCUGGUUUGCUUUCUUUGAUGUGUGUACAGUGUUUUAUUUUUUAUUUGUUUUGAGCAGUACUUAAAUUAUGUCGUGAGACACUAAAAUCAAAAAGGAAUCACACUUAAAAUAUUAAUUUCUAUCUGUGUCUGCUGGCAUUCAAACAUUUGUUUCUUAAGCAUUUCUGUAUAAGGGUUCUGUUUCACUUUCAACCUUUUUGUAGACUUUUUUAUUUACAGUGCUUUUACCUUUUUGAUGUACAGUAUGUCACUGGUUACGCUUAAUAAUGAAGAUAAUUUAUUGCGUCUCUGGGUUUCCAUCUAUGUGUUACAUGACGUGAGGUGUCUGCGCCAGAAUAAAUUUGUUUACUAUAGCAUGUUCUUGUUUUGUUUCCACAAGUAGUUCAGAGAUGCAGGUCUGGAGCAAAAUAAUGGGCUUUCAAAAAGAAAAAGAUCACCGCAAUUUUUUUGUCUUUUAAAUGUUUAUGCAAGUCUGUACAUUGAAAAGAGUAUUGUAUUUAAUGCAGUUUAAUAGUGAAUAGGUGUGAAAGAUGUUUGUGCCACAUCCGUUUUUCAACCUGCAUCAUUGUUCUGUCCAGUUUGCUCUUGUACCAAAGACAGCAUCUUUCCUCCUGUGAGCUGUGACUUCUAGUAUUGUAUCCAAAAUGAACAAAACUGGCUUGUUUUUAAACAUUUUUUCUUAAAACAUGGCACCCUAAAUUAUUUUCAUGUGGAGUAGUUGUUGUAACUGUUUUUUCAAAAUGUCCCAACACUUGCCUCCCACAAUAACCUGUGGUGUUAAUUUGUUUACCUGUCGAUGUUUUGUUAAUUAAGUCAUAGAACGAUCAAAAAUCUUUCAAUGGCAUGUUUAAUGUACAGAAAAUUCACUUAAAUCCCAUGUCCCAAUCCCAUUAAGCAGUCCCUGGUCCCGAACUCCAUUUUCUAACAACCUCAUUAAUUGUGUCUAUUGAUCAGACAAUCUUUUAUCACCCACUUCCUCAAAUUCUGUGUUUAGGUUCUGCAGCUUCCUUGGAUUACCACAUGCAGGCAAUACAGUCAUGCACACGAAUGUGGUCAUUGCAGAAGUCCCAUUUUUUACUGCAUGCUUGACAAAACUGCUGCAGUCCUGCUCCAUCCCCAACAGGAGUUUGUUUGGAGCUGAAGUUUAGUAAAAGCUUGGAGAAACAGUUUUCUGUCACCUCAGCUGUCAGAAGUUAAAGGAAAUGGUCUGAAAUUCAGCUUUACAACAAACCAAUCUGAAGCUUAAAAGUAACUGUCAAGACAGACUUGUAUGUAAGAUAAAUGCUUUAACAAGGACUUAAACAAUGACUACCUCUGUGCAUUCACAUGCUCAUGUAAUACGGUCAACACAUGGAUACCCAAUGCAUCAAAAUGCUAUUUCCCUCCCGCUUGUCUAUGACUUUUGCCCCUCCUGCUGACAUUCUGACUGCCCCAACCAUAUCCCUGUCAUGGGGAGCAUCUCUCUGAGGCUAAUUGAAUUUUUGCUCAUAUUUCAAUAAAUAAUUAUUAUGCUUAUAACACCA
Siniperca chuatsi (mandarin fish) is the source of this 4995-nucleotide messenger RNA. It is a transcript of the gene nr5a2, whose product is annotated as nuclear receptor subfamily 5, group A, member 2. The record is from RefSeq and is a predicted model, not a curated record. The transcript is spliced from 7 exons. NCBI's taxonomy places the organism in Eukaryota, Metazoa, Chordata, Actinopteri, Centrarchiformes, Sinipercidae. Gene Ontology annotation, molecular function: nuclear receptor activity; zinc ion binding; RNA polymerase II cis-regulatory region sequence-specific DNA binding. Gene Ontology annotation, biological process: hormone-mediated signaling pathway; regulation of transcription by RNA polymerase II; tissue development. Bases 593 to 2161 code for a protein of 522 amino acids. Gene Ontology annotation, cellular component: RNA polymerase II transcription regulator complex.